GAGCCGAGCCGAGCCGAGCCGUGUUGUGGCGGGCGCAGUGCGCCCAUGCUCCGCUCCGUACUGCUGCUCCGCGCCCUGAGCCGCCCCCGUGGCUGGCCGGGCGGCGGGCCCCUUCUGCGGGACGCCCCGGGCCUGCUGUUGGGCCAGGACCGACCCCUGCGGGCGGCUGCGCCGCCGGGCUCUCGGGGGCUGUGCUGGGCCGGUAAACUUUACCGGCAUUUCACUACAGAGGCCUCUCAAGCCACCUUAGCCAGCGUAUCUCCUGUGUUUGCAGUGAUGAAGCUUGAUAAAGAGGGAAAUGCUACCUUUUUUGAGAAAAAGAAAACAGAAUUGUACCAGGAACUGGGUCUUCAAGCUCGAGAUCUGAGAUUUCAGCAUCUUAUGAGCAUUGCAACCAGGAACAACAGGAUCAUCAUGAGAAUGGAGUUCUUGAAGGCUGUCAUAACACCGGAGUUUCUUCUGAUACUAGAUUAUCGUAAUUUAAAUCUGGAACAUUGGCUCUUCACUGAACUGACAUCUCAGCUGUCUGGGGAAGGUCAACUAGUUACGUAUUCCCUGCCCUUUGAAUUCCGAGCCAUAGAAGCAAUACUGCAGUACCGGAUCAGCAGACUGCAAGGGAGACUUAAUACUUUGCAGCCUCAGAUCCUUGAGACACUGGAAGCUCUAGUGGAUCCCAAGCUUUUGUCUGUGGAUAGGAGUAAACUCCACAUUCUCCUGCAAAAUGGCAAGAGCUUAUCAGAACUGGAGACAGACCUUAAAGUUUUCAAAGAAACAAUUCUGGAGAUCUUAGAUGAAGAAGAAUUGAUAGAAGAGCUCUGUCUGUCUAAAUGGACUGAUCCGCAAGUAUUUGAGGAGAGCACAUCUGGGAUUGACCAUGCCGAAGAAAUGGAGCUGCUGCUGGAGAACUAUUACAGACAGGCAGAAGAUCUUGUGAACGAAGCUCGUGAGCUCAGAGUAUUGAUAGAUGAUUCAGAAAGUAUAAUAUUUAUCAACCUGGACAGCCACCGUAAUGUGAUGAUGAGACUGAAUUUGCAGCUGACUAUGGGGACUUUCUCUCUUUCACUCUUUGGACUCAUAGGAGUUGCAUUUGGUAUGAACUUGGAGUCAUCUCUUGAAGAGGACCCCAGAAUCUUUUGGCUGGUAACCGGGAUUAUGUUUCUGGGAAGUGGCCUGAUAUGGCGGCGUUUGCUUUCCUUCCUCGGGCGGCACCUGGAACCUUCAUUACCUCCUCAUGUUCCUGCUGUUUUGAAAAAAUCCCAACCAGCAGCUCGAAGAGUGGAGAUAAAGAACAGCCUUAAAACAGAAACUUUUGGACUGAGCAGAAGCACACUGGCAAACCAAUAGGAAGAGCAGGAAUGAAGAGAUACUGUUAAAGGGUGAACUGUGGACACUUUCAUUUUCUUCUUCCCUCCUGAAAAUGUUAAGAAUUUUUAAACUUGCUAAUUUAAUACACAUUUUGUGCCAAAAAAAUAUGGUGAUUAUUUUAAUGCUCACACAGAAAAGGAGGGAAACUUGAAGGGAAAACAGUGACAUGCUUUCCACAGUAGUCUCGCCUCCACCCCGCGUAUGCUCUAUUAGAUUUCUGUAUCACAUGCGCAUCCUCAUUUCAGGUUUCUUUCCAUCACUUCUUCAUGUAGUGGGUUUUCUUAAAGAGCAGCAUCCUCAGCUUAAGGAUGACAGCAGUCAGCAUUCAUCAGUAAUGGUUCUCCAGUUCUGAGCUGCAGGUUUAGGAAUCUGCCUUCAACUACCAAAGAAAAAUCUACCCCCGAAGAAAAAUCUACCCCCAAGUGUCCUUUUUAUUUAUUUUUAAAGCUCUGCUAAUUGAAGAGAAUUGAUUUUUUUCAGAAGCCAAAAGCAUAUGUGUUUUGUGAAGCACUGCUUCAAAUUUGACAGUAACCAGAAAUAAUACAGCCUAUCCUAAUCUAAGUGAGUUUUGAAAUGUGACUUACUGGGGGUAUUACUUAAAAAUUUAAGUCCAAGCUAUAUGCACUCUUAAUAACUUGAAAAGCAGGUCCAUUAGUAAUGUGGACUGUAGUUAUCUGCUGCUAUUUGAGUAUGCAUUAACAUAGCCUGUGUCCCAUGCUGGACUGAAAGACUAUUUGCGCUUUUUCUUAGGAUUCAUCUUUGAGUCCUCUGAGGGCAUGGCUCUCUACUGGCUUGUUUCAGUCUGUAGAGGAAGUAAAAAAUAUCUUUCCAAGUCAGGUUGCUAACUGCCUAGGUUUUUGUUUGGGCUUUUUUAACCUCAGUACCAUGCGGUGUUACAGGUGCCACCAGAUAAAUCGGUGUACUUGCAGGAGAUGGAAAGACAGCUGUAGCUGAGAACAGUUUGACUCAAAACUAAUGAGUCUGAAAUGGAAAGGGUACGUAAGUCAGUAUUAUGCAAGCCUGUGAUUUUAGUUAUGUUUAAAUUAGUUGUACUUAAUUACUAUUAAGUAUUAUUAAGAGUUCUUUCUCUGCGUGUGACUUCAACUACAUAUAUAAAAAGCAUAAGAAAGUGAGAAAACUGCUGGUCUUUGUAAUGCUUUUAAAUGUUUUGGGUGAAUAUUUUGCAGUGGGUAGAGAUGUAAAAGCAAAAAACCCACAACUCCUAAACUCCAAAAUUUUUUUAAAUAGAAAUCUAGUUUUUGUAGUGGAAAAAACAGUGGCUCUGACAUCGUUACUGAUAAACCCCAAGAAAGUGCAGUGGGCAAUGGGAUAUGGAUGCAUACGGUUCCAAGUAAUAGUUGCAUUAAGCCAGAACCGAAAAGGAUUUAUGUGGCUGUUUGUAAGUUUUCAUUUUAACUUUCUAUGCACUGUCCUCUGUGCAGAGAGAGGCUUCUGUAUAAUGUGUUGAUUCCUCCUGUGCAUAACUACUUGCAGCAUAAUCAAAGCACUGACAGAAAGACAGUUCUUUUAAAAGACUGCUGUUCUCUUUACAGAGAUAUACAAACUUUUAGUGAUUUUCAUACCAUUCAAGUAACUAAAAUGCACUGAUGUGCAAUGGAAUUACUCUGAGAUCAUACACAGAAAAAAUAAAGCCUUCCAUGAAGUGCAGAUUUCAAAGUAACUCAGCUGUGUAGUUAUUUUUUCUAUUGGGUGAUGAGGUCCCCAAAAUAGAUGUCAGAACACAUCAGGCUAAUGUUUGCUAAUGUUUGCCUUGUCAUCUUUUCUUUUUUUUUUUUUUUUUUUAAGAGAACCUUCCUGAGAGAGAAUUCUUAAGAACGUAAGUUGAGAUGUGUUCUGCUUGAAGUAUGGCCUUUAGAAAUCUGUGCUAUUCCACUGACUUGUGUUAUUAAGAAUAAUGCCUUGCGUUUGUCAAGGAGACAAGAAAGAGAAAAUGCAGAUACAUACGUAUCUAUGGAUUGCUGUUAAUAAUAGCAUAACAUAUUGGUGCUCUAGAUUUCUAAUAGAAUGAUGCGCACUGUUAACCUGCAUUAUACAACAUUAAUGUAAGUUGAAGGCAAUACUGUUAACAAUAAAAGCACAAUUCUAAGUUA
Molecule: messenger RNA, 3476 nt
Organism: Gallus gallus (chicken)
Lineage: Eukaryota; Metazoa; Chordata; Aves; Galliformes; Phasianidae
Gene: MRS2
Product: MRS2, magnesium transporter
Exons: 11
Coding region: 46-1344 (432 amino acids)
Biological process (GO): mitochondrial magnesium ion transmembrane transport
Cellular component (GO): mitochondrial inner membrane
Molecular function (GO): magnesium ion transmembrane transporter activity
Source: RefSeq, a predicted model, not a curated record